AUGGAACUGGAAACAAUCUAUGACGGUCUGGAACGCAAAGAUAGUUUCACUGUCAUUUUUUAUUCCGAUCCCAAUCAGGCUUUACAAUGUGCCAUAGAUCGUAUCCUAUUCAAGGAGAACGAGGAGCAAAGUAAGAAGAGAAGUGUCAACAUGCGCCGUUUGAGAUCCGCACUAGAGAAGCGUGCCGUACCCGUGCACGAGUGUUCCACCAAUAAUCAGGCCCCAUUACACAUGGAGCAGACCAAUCUUGAUAGGGAAAACGCUAAUCAACAUGCGGACGAUACAAGCGAGCACAACAGUUCGGAUAGUGAACAUGAAUUUCAUCUGGUCUACUCAAGCGAGUUCUCGACGACAGAUACCGAGACCAGCUCGGACACAACGUCGGCAAGUUCCGCGCAAAAUAAAACAGAAACGUCCGCCUCGGAUGAGAUGAGUCUGAUGUCUGGCUAUCAGGAAUUUAUUGGCAGUUGUCUCUAUCGAAAAUUGCGGUUGGCAGACUCUAUUGAUAUGCAACGAAAAGCACAGCAGGGCAACGAAAAUCUGUCUGUCCUUGGUCCUGAGCACAAAAUCAUGGCUGCAGUCACAUUUCGCAUUCGAUAUCUUCAAAAAAGAAGGCGUGUAAUACACAUAAUAUUUCUGGCUGUUAGACAUCGUUGGCGAAAGAAUCGACUGGGGACCAUGCUGAUUAGUCUGUUAAAAGAUACUCUUGUGGUCGGUCCAUAUGAGGCAAUAGUGGUUCAUGCAGAUCUGGGCGCGAGAGCAUUCUUUCGUCGUAUCGGCUUCACGGAGAAUUUGAUCGUGAAUCAACAAUGGUCCGAAGUGGCGGAUGAGUACACCAAUUGUCGCUUGAUGACAUUUGUGCCGGGCGUGAGUCAACCGGCCCGACAGUUGGCUAAACCAUUGCUCACGGGACAACUUGUGAAUCAGGUCUGGUUGAAAAAAAUUGAUCAAGAACUAGAUGCUUGUGUAAAGCAGACAGAACAGGCACACUGUGCAAAUGUGUUCUGUUUGCGUAAAAUGCGAGAGGAAUUGAUCAACCUGAGGCAGUCGAUGUCGAGUCAGGUAAGUGAUUUAUUAGUUGUGUACUUGUAUUUUCCAUGUUUAACUGUCUCACCCACUUUUCACCAUAUUCUGUAUCUUAAUCCACCUAUCCCCUUUCACUGUCAUUGUUGUUGCGUUGGCACCAUGCUUGUUUUCAAGCCGGUGGUAAAUAUAUAUAUAUGUGUACUGGUGAAGCAGAUAAGAGCUAUCUACCUUCACUGA
Messenger RNA from Echinostoma caproni, 1263 nucleotides. NCBI's taxonomy places the organism in Eukaryota, Metazoa, Platyhelminthes, Trematoda, Plagiorchiida, Echinostomatidae. The record is from the annotation of a GenBank genome assembly.